This is a messenger RNA of Tetrahymena thermophila SB210, 10473 nucleotides long. Its product is annotated as transmembrane protein, putative. The record is from RefSeq and is a predicted model, not a curated record. The transcript is spliced from 29 exons. Lineage: Eukaryota; Ciliophora; Oligohymenophorea; Hymenostomatida; Tetrahymenidae.
AUGAAAUAAAUCAUUUGCACCGCAAUUCUAGCAUUUACUUGCUUCUAAUUAAUUGAAGCCUAAUGUCCAUAGGCAAAUCCUGCCCCUAACGAUGAUUCUUGCUGUUUAAAUAAUAAUCCUUAAAAGUUGGAUUCAAUUUACAUUUCAAAACUUGCUGACGGAAGUUGUAGUUAGAGUGAUUCAGGUCCAAAUAUAAUCAGAUGCUAUACUUAAACUUACUGCUUAUUGAGUUCAACAAAUAAUAAGUGUAUAAACUUGAUGACUAGUACUUAAUAUACGGGUUUUAAUACAGAUGAUAGUACAUGCAUUGAUAACAGCAUAAAAAAAGAUUAAAGUAAAAUCUAAUGUAGCUAUAAAAACAAUCCAAAUUCGCCAACAUGCUUACUAGUAGAUGCUAGUUAAGGAUCAUGUUAUUUUCUAGAUAUUAAAAGUUCUGCUAACUAAUACAGGCUGAAUAAUGGAUUUUGUGGAGGAAAUACUUCUUCACCCGAUAUAGCUUUGUGUUCUCCUGGGUAUGUAUGCUUAGAUAGUACGGAUAGUAUGAAUAAAAAAUGCUUAGAAUUUUAGAAAGUGAGAUGGUCCUCAUCACCAUAUAUCAAUAGCAUUAUGGGAACUUCUAGUGUAGAUGGCACAUGUAUAAUUUCAGCUUCGGCACAAAAUCCUUCAUAAACAACACUAGCAAUUGUAUGCGCAUAUGAUUUUUGUUUGACUCCUUAGGGGUAGUGCGUUUAAUUGAAUACAAUUAGAUAUAUAGGAAGGGAAUAAAAUACAAGUAAUUGCAUAGAAAUUGGGACUAAUGGUAAGACUGCAGAUUCUUGUUCAAAGGGCUAUUGCCUAUUUUAAUCAAAUUGUUAUCAAAUUACAAUUACAAACCAGCUAAAUUUAAAAUUGGAUCCUACCUCCUCAAAUCCAAAUGAAGAUGUCUUAGUAAUUGGCUCUGGAUUAUAAGGCGAUGAUUUUAAUAGAUGUAUAUUUUAGAAAAUUGACCUUAAUAAACUAUCAAACCCAUAGAAUAAUAUCUAAACUCCUGGUUACUUCGGUGCCAUAUAUCCAGAUAUUUAUGCUGAGCAAUGCGAUUACAAUAAUUAUUGUUUGUAGUGUGAUUUGUUUCCUGUCAAAUGCAAAUGUAAACUUAUUGGAGAUAACAUGUGUAAGGAUGCAAAUAACUAAUGUACAAGUAAUGAUAAUAGCUCUUGUGUUUCUUGUAGAUAUGAUUAAUGCAUAUAAAAUACUGGUAAAUGUUAAACAUUAAAUAGUUCUCCCACUCCAUAUUGUUAAGCAAACUAAAGUAAGUGUAAUUCUGUAUAGGAUCCUACUUGCAUUUCCUGCCCGGCUGGAUACUGCUUUGAUAGUACAUAAACAUCAGCAAAAUGUAUAGAAAUGAGUAGUGUACAAAUUCAAAAUAACUAAUGUCUUAUUAAUAGAUACGGAUUUGUUGCUUGCCAAUAUUUAGAUAUGAAUGCAAGAAAAUAACAAUAACCUGAAUAGAAUUUGUUUUGUGCUGACAAUAAUAAUGCUUGUUAGUUAAUCUAUACUGAUAGUGAUCCGAAAAAACCAAAUAGUUCGUGUUUAAGAUGUCCUGAUUCCUAUAAAAAUCCUGGUAAUAAAAUUUGCUAUAAAGAUAAUACAAGUAGCACUUCAACAGGAGGGUCAACAGGUAAUAUUUUUGGGCUUAAUUUAAAAGAAGAAAUAAAAUACUAUGACAUUAAUUCAAAUUACCUUUACACCAGCAAUAAAAAUAAUAAUUGCUUUUAUGAAGAUGCUCAUGGAACUUGUUUAUAGUGCAUAUAGAAUUAUUUUUUGAGAUAAAUUAAUGGACAAAUAAAAUGCAUUUAAUGCCCUACUACUACUACUAUUGGCACUGACAUGAUUUAACAAGACGUUAUCAACUAUUACGAUAAAAUUUAUUUAAGCGAUUAUUAGUCUCUAUUUUAAUAUUAAAAACCUACCACCACUUCUUCUUCAGUUUAGUGUUAUGAUUGCAUUAUGAAUAUAUAAGAAUGGGCACCUUCUUAACAUUCUUAAUAUUUGAAUUGCUAACAAUUCAUUUUUUCUUAUCAACAAUUGGCUCAAACAACUAUUGCUAUGAGCUAUCUUAAAAGUUUUAAUAUAGAUUCUACACAAUAACUACAGGUUUUUUAACCAGAUAGUUCACAAUAAAUAAAAAUAAAAAAUUGUAAAACUAUAAAAGUAAAAAGUGAUGGAACUCCUAUUUGCUAGGUAUGUGAUAAUACAUUUACUUUUGAUUAUAAAAAUGAAUAAUGUUUUCAAUGCAAUCCAAAUUGCUUGAACUGUUAUUAUGGUGGAUUAUAUGAGGGAUAAAUGGUAAAUUGGUCAUCUCCUCCAGAUAAUUUAAAAAAUAUUGAUUUUAAGAGCUUGAGUGGUAACUAGUAUUAACUAUUAUGUAGUGCUUGCUUAAAAUCUGUGGGAUAUACACUUAUGAAAGACUUUACUGAUUGCGAAUAAUGCGCUACUAAAUGUGACUAUUGUUACUGGGGAAAUACUUCUUUCAACUUAACUAGUAAGAAUACCAUUUAUUCUGCCGACUAUCUCAAAGAUUUAGAUCUUAAAAAAAAAUGUGUAUAGUGCUCACCUGGAUUUGUAUUUGAUAAAACCUUCUCUCAAAGUUAAAGUUCAAUUGAAGGUUAAGCUUGCGUUGCUUAACUUUAUAAUUGUCAACAGUCUGCAUUUUUAAAUAAAACAGGUUUUCCUUUAACGAUUAAUCCAUGGUUUAAUGAAACCUAAGUAGAUUAAUCAAAAGGCUUGUAAUGUCUUCUAUGUUAAUAUAAGUCAGGGUCUUAAAUUUAAUUAUAAAAUAAUUAAUGCUAACCAUUAUCUUCUAGUUCUACACCUUUAUCUUGCUAAGUCCUCAAUAGUAACAACUAAUGUUAAUUGUGCAAUACCUAGAGUUAUUUAAAGUUAUCAAAUAAUCAAUGUACUGAUGGUUAAUGCAGUACCUUAGUUUAUGAUUGUUAGAGGUGCUAUUAGUAUUAGGAUAGUAGUACGAGUGCGUCAGGUUCAAGUAAUCCUGUUGAUAUAUAUUAAUGUUUAGAAUGUUCAACUCCUGGUAAGGUUCCCUCUAUAAAUGGUUGCGUAGAUUGUCCUAUUGGAUGUAGUAGCUGCUAUGAAGGUAAUUCUUAGUUAAAUUUUACUGCAUAAUUGCUCUAUAUUAGACCCUAAUUGACUCUUUAGUAGAGAUUAUUUUACUAAUCACAAUUUGAUACUAAAUUUAUAUGCACUUCAUGUCAAAAUGGUUAUGUAUUGGAUGUGGUUGAACAAACUUGUGUUUACAAAGAUUGUGGGCCAAAUUGUGCUAAAUGUGAUUAUACAGGCCCUAUACCACAGUGCUAAGUUUGCAAUAUCACAAAUUUGAUUUAGCCUAUCUAAAAUUUAAUAGGAAAUAUAGGCUAAUUCUAUUUUCAAUCAUCUAAUUUUGAUUAUAGUCUUUUUGCCUCAUUUACAAGCGAUAAAACUGAUUGCUAAUUAUGCCCUAUAUGGUGUACAAGUUGUGAUCCAAUUACUAUAGGUAGCGAUCCUUUUAAUUUAUAUAACUCUUAAUGUCAUGGUUGCAAAUCUGAUGAUAAAGUUCUUUAAUCAGUCAAAUUAGUUGAUCCCACCAAAGAGAGUGUUACAAUGACUUUUGAUAGAAGUAGAGGAAGAUGCUAUUUUUGCAAAAAUAUUUAAACUACUAAUAAUCCUAGUAAUGGAUGCCAUUAUUAUUAAGAUAUAAAAAUUGAUUUAUUUUGUGGUUCAAUAUCAGAACCUAUAUAACAAGGUACAUCAUAUAAUUUAGCUAGGGGAAAUGAAAUCAAUUGGGAUAGUGUUAUCCUUGGUAUGAGUGAUUUAAAUUCUGCUUAUGUUUAAUACAAUGAGCUUUCAGUAAGAGAAAUAAUUGUAACAUUUAAUAUUCUUGCAAAAGAUCCAGCUUCACUUAAUAUUUGCACAUUAAACUCUAAAAUAACAAUAUCAUCAUAAAUAGCAAAUGAAAUCAAGUCAUUAUAAGUAUAUAAGCUUAUUAUUUAAGGAGACCUUACAAAUAAUCCACCUCCAAAUUAAAUAUUACUUAAAUUGAAUGGUUUACUUAUUUUUGAAGGAUUCUAAUAGAUUUAAAUGUAAAAUUUCAAUGUAUAAGCUACAAAUGAAGACUCUGUAAAGUAGUAUGGGUUAUCAUUUUCAUCUACUAAUAUAUCUAUGGCUUUAUUUUAAAAUAUGUCAUUUACAAGAACUAAACUAGGUACAAUAAGCAGUGCCUUAAAUAUCAUAUUUAAUAAUUUAUAUUAAAAAUUGAAUUUUACCAAUGUCGAUUUUGAUUACAUUUACAUGGUAAAACAGAAUUUGAUUUAAACUACAUACGACAUUUAAUAAACCAUAAAUGGAGCAAUUAACAUUCAGUUAAAUAAGGUGACAUUCAAUAAUGCUUAUUUAGAUUCAUGUAACUUCCUUUCAAUUUAAGUUGCUUAGACUAACAUAAAUAUGAUUGAUGUAAAUUUAAUAAGUUCUGAACUACAUAAUGGCGCUUAAUUACUUUAAUAUAAUAUGGCAUCUUCCACUUCUACUGUAGGUAUUAUUAUGUAAAAUUUUAUUAUGCAAAAUGUUACCAUAACGAGUAGUUCUUAUAUUUUCUAAAUGAGUUAACUUUCUUCUUGGUAUGCUAAUAAAAUAAAAAUUACGGGUUCAACAUUUUAGGACACUAGUUAUAAUGCAGCUGUUUUUGUAGCAAAUGGUGCAAAUAUCAAUAACUUAUAAAUUAGCAAUACUGUUUUUACAAACUAUUGUUUCUUAAUGACUCCAUCAGUUAUUUCAAGUAACAACCUUUACAAUUCUGCAAACUUAUUUAUGAUAUACAAUGUGAUCUUUAACUAAAAUAAAAUCAAUGUUCCUGGAACAAUAUUAAUUAAUCUACAAGGCUAUUCAGUUAGUUAAUAUAACAUUGAAUUAAAAUCCUUCAAUAUAGCAAGUAACACAUUCAGCUUAGAACCAGAUGGUUAGAAUUUGAUUUCAAUAAAUACUUUUAAUACUGUAGAAUUAAAUCAUAUUUUUGUUCAAGACUAUUAAAAUACUGAUUCUUUAAUUGUUAACUCUGUUCAGCAAACAACAUUUAAUGACAUUAACUGUUUUGGUACAACAUAUGAUAAAUAUGUAAAUUCAUGCAUAUAAUUAACAGAUUUCCACAGUACAGCAAUUUUUAAAAGUAUUACUUUGUCUAAUUUUAAGUCUUAAUCCUCAUAGAUUAGCAUUUAAAUGCAGAUUGAUGUUUCUUCUGCUUAAAAUACAGGUGUUUAGUUUAAUAAUAUUACUAUGUCAAAAGUCUUUUUAUACUAAGAUUUAGCUUUUGAAAAUUUAGCUGGCUUGUAUUACUACAGCACAUCUUCAGUCUCAAUUUAUAUGAGUUAAAUAAAUAUUACCAACAAUACUUUAGAUGCUCAAGGAAAGAAAAUAUACGGCGAGUCUUCUAGUGGAAUUUUCAUAGAUUCAUUCCUUUCAUCUGUCACAUUAGCUAACAGUACCUUCUCUUAAAAUACAGCUUUGCAAAGCAAGAAUAGUUUGUCUAUUUUGUCAAUGAAUGUCUCUGUAUACAAUGUUAUUUUCUCAGACGGAAAUAAGUAUAUAUCUGACAAUGAUAUCCUCAAUGAAAUUUAGGGAGGAUUAUUUUAUGUAAAAUCAAGCUAUUUGAUAGUUAAGGAGUGUACUUUUUAAAAUAGCAAAGCUCAAUCUGGUGCUCUUUACUGGUAAGCCCUAGGUAACGCUACAGCAGGUAUAUUAGAUAGCAUAUUCUAAAAUAAUACUGCAAGUUUCAGCAGUCUCAAGAGCUAGGGAGGUGCUUUUUACAUUGAAACACAGUUUACAGAUUAAAUAACUUUAGAUAUAAAAAAUAAUUAAUUCAUUAAUAAUUAUGCUAUUUAUGAUGGUGCAGCUAUUUUUAUAUAGAACUUUAAAAAGAAGGCCUAUAUAAAAAUGGUAUUUAACACAUUUAUUGAUAAUUUCUCUUCAAAUGGUGCCUGUUUAGAUGCAUUGCUACAUGAAAAUAGUAUGAGUGAAAUAGAUAUUUCUAUGAAUCAUUUUUCAUUUUAACCUUAAAACAGUAUUACAAUUUCAUAUAUAAACAGCCAACUUGAAGCUAGUGACAGACUUUAGAAUGGAUUUAUUGCGCUUCAAGGUUUUAACAGAACUCGUUUAGAGUAAAAUGAAUUUUACAUAGAUGUUUUCCCAAGAGAUUAUGAUUUUGUUCUUAGCUCUUAGGAUAUUUAGUAAGUAGUUUUCUAAUCGUGGAUUCUUUUGAUGAAAUCAUAGUAUCUAUUAGAUUUAGCAAGUAAAUUCACUUCCUCCACUAUAGGUUAGCCUCUCAUAGUAACUUAACAGCUUACGUAGAUUUAGCUGAUAAAUACAGUUAUCCAAAAUUUAAAUUCUUUUUAUGAUAAAUUUGCUUUAAUUUCUUAAGGGAAAUAAUUGAUGACUUCAUCAAGCCUUAUUCGUAUAUCAGCCCUUGGUGCGGAAUUCAUCGGAUUACAAUCUUAAAAUUUAGUUUGCACUCAAUGCAAUCUAGGUAACAUUUAUGUUGAAAGUUCUAUCCUCAACAUAAGAUCCUCACUAUUCUAGCAAAGCUAAGCAAAUUAAGGUGCAGGCUUGUAUUUAGCAAAAAUACUUGGAAGUACAAAUUAUUAAAGCAUUUCUUAAAAUAUUAAAUCAUCAAAUUUCUAUGAUGUUUCAAGACUACUUAAAACUGGUAACGAUAAAAAUUCUAAAAGACAGCUAGAUUCACCACCAAUAGAUCCAAAUACAGGUUAAAGAAAAAUAGAAUAGUGCUAAUUCCUAUAUAACAAAGCGACCAAUGGAGGUGCAAUUUUUAUAGAUACAGCAUAAAUAGAUAUUAUCAAUACUGAAUUCCUUCAAAAUUCAGCAUCUAAAUUUGGAGGAGCUAUUUACUAUAACUUGUAGCCAAACUAACCUGUUAAUCAAAACUAAUUCUUGGUUUAUUCAUCUUAAUUUGUUCGAAAUUCAGCUAAUGUUGGUGGAGCUAUCUACUCUAAUGGAAAUAUUAUAAAGACAGAUGAUAAAACCCCUGAAAAUUAAAAUACUUAUAUCUAGAACAUUGGUAAACAAUUCGGUUCAGACAAAAUUUAAAAUCCUACAGGAUUUUAGAUUCUGAGCAAUAACACUAUUCACAAAGGAAACUUUACUUUGAAGCUUCAUAAUAGUGGUCCAAUUUAAGAUGAGAUUCUUGUGUAAUUUAUAAAUGAAGCAGGUGAAGUAUACAGCUAAGUAGAUCCUACUAGCUAAAUAUAGUUAAAUUUAUAGCUGAUUUAGUCUUAGCAAUAGCAAAGUAUGGGUAUAGUUAAUCCAAACUCGCUUUAAUUUACAAAUAAUUUCUUUAACUUGACUUCAGCUGUUUCGGUCAUAGGUAAGUUUGAAUAGAACUUGCAAAUAUAAUUGAGUUCUCCUUACAUUCUGAUUCCAUCUUAUGACAAAACAACUGGAAAUGUCACUGAAUAUUCUUCGUCUUACAUAUUUUAUUUGAAUGUGAAUAUUCGUUCUUGCUUGGCUGGAGAAGAAUAAUAAGUUAUUGAAGAGAAAUUUGACACUUGUGUGCCUUGUAUAAGUCCAACUUAUAACCUACAACCAAAUGAUUAAUGUAAAAAAUGUCCUUUAGCAGAUGCAGUAUGCGAAGGAAAAACAAUAUUGUUGCCACCAGGAUAUUGGAGAUUUAAUUCAUCUUCAGAUGAAAUUUUGGAAUGUAUAAAUCUGGUAGAAAACUGUGUAGGCGAUAUAAAUAGGACAGAUCCUUCUGGAAUUGUAAGAUCUUACUAAAAUCAGUAUUGCUUCGAAGGGCAUGUCGGAUUAAGAUGUGAGGACUGUGAUAUAUUAGGAAAAGAAUGGAAUAAGAGUUAUUCUAAGGCUGGUAAAUUUAAAUGUUCCGAUUGUACUCAAGUAAGCGGAAACAUCUUAAAAUUGAUAGCUAUACAAUUUGGGACAAUCAUUUUAACUGGCUUUUUUGUGAAAUCAACAAUAGAUUUGAUUUAAAAGAAGAUUUUGCAAAAGAUUAUUCCUACAAGCAGAAAACAAUAGUAGUAGGGAGAAUCAGGUAUUUACAUCAAGAUUUUCAUGAAUUAUAUCUAAAUUAUCUAGACCUUAUUUACUUUCAACUUGAAAAUUCCUGACGCUUUCUCUUCUAUUUUUCAAUAUUCUGCUAGUCCUGUAGAAAACUCAAUGAUGGCUCAGGACUGCUUCUUAGUUUAAAUUAUUGGUACAUUCAUGAAUAAAGAAAAUAUGCUUUAUUUCCGUAUCAUAAUAGGAUAGAUGUAAGUCAUUUUAACAUUCUUCCUUUUUUAUAUUUGUUUCUUAGCUCUUGCGCAAAUUAUGAGAUGGAAAACAAGUAGCGCUGUCAUUUUCUGUGCUCUUAAUUAUAUUUUUAUUUCGAAUCAACCUGGUAUAUUCAAUAUGAUAGUAGGAUCUUUUUCUUGCACUAGCACUUAAACUGCUUCGUUUGUCAAAGAUUAUGUAUAGUAUCAAUGUGAUUCUACCCACAGUUUAUGGAAAUAUUCUCUUAUGCUUCCUCUAAUUUUACUAUGGGCUCUCUUUAUUCCUGCUGGUUAAUACUAUGUUCUUCGUAGAGCAUCUAAAACACCUAAAGACGGUUUAUUCUAAAGAAGAUAUAAUAACAACGAAAAUCAACCUCUAAUUAAACCUGAUAAACCUAUUGUAGAUAGAUCUUCAGUCAUUUAAAAAGAGACUAUGCUUGAUAGCUCUAAAAUUAGAUAUGCAUUAGGAUUUAUUUAUCUAGAGUAUCGUAAAGAUACAUAUUACUGGGAAAUGAUUAAGAUAUUUGAAAAAAUGUUAAUUAUUUUUGUUCUAAACAUGUACGAUUCAGAGAUUAAGUUAAAGGGUAUUCUUUGUUUCAUAAUUAUCUUUGGCUAUGGAUUAAUCUCCUUAAAAUACAGACCAUAUUAAAGAGAAUAGCUUAAUUCAGUUGAUUUUUGGAGUUCAAAUAUCUGUGCUCUCUCACUUGUCUUAGGUGUUAUGCUUAGCUCUGCUGACUCAAAUUAAAUCAUCUAAUAUUUAGGUUAUGGAUUUAUUAUAUUAAUCAACUUGAUUUUCGUAUUGUGGAUAGUGAAAAUUAUUCUUUCUGCUUACUUAGAAGAAUUUGAUGAAAUAGUUAACAAAGCUAAAAUAUUCUUAUGUAAGAUGUAUCCUAGUUUAAAACCUAUUUUAAAGCCUAAGGAAUUCGAUCCUAAAAAAAUUAAACUGAUCUGGGAUAGCUUAAAGCAUGCUAUUAAUGAGUAUUCAAGAGCUAAAAAGAUUUAAGUUUAAUAACUCAACCUAAAGACUUCUCCUAACUUUUAAGAUGAAUUAGAAACUCCUAAUUAGUUGAUGAUGAAUGUUGUUAUUAACAGAGUUCCAGAUGAUUUUAGAAGAAUUGUUAGUGCUUAACCAAUUUACCCUGCCUAGUAAGUAUUCAGAACUGAAAACCAUAAUCCUCUUGAAGAAGAAGAAGAAAUAAAAGAUCAAUAUGAGGGUCUCCCCCAAAAUAACAGUCCUGAUUAAUCAAAUUUAGAUGGAAUGAAUGAAAGAAGAAACAAAUAAAAAACGAUAACAAGAUUAUCAGAAUUAUAUGUUAAUAGCUCAAAAAUGAUACACACAGCACAAAAUUAUGAAGAUAUGUAUUACUAAGAACUAAAAGCGGCUUUUAAAGAUGUUGAAUUUAAGAAUUGGCUUAGAAUCAAGGAUAGAGAAAUCAGAAUUGAUUAUGAUCAAUAGAGUGACUUUUAAAAUAUUGAAGCUCUUAAAAAUAAUAUAAAGAAAAAGAAGAAAAAGUUGACUGAAUAAUUGAAAAAUUAUAUCCAUUAAUAUUCUAACAAAGAAGAUAUUGUUGAUUAUUUCAAAAGCUUACAAAAAGACAUUGAUGAUAAAAGCAAAUUUAUUGUUAAUCCUUCAAUGCUAAAGGAUGUCGAUGCCUAUUUUACAUAUUAUGGAAAAAUGAUCGAAUUACAAGUGAAAAUGAUAAAUUUAGAAGAUAUUACAAAAAAUCUAUAUAUACUUGAACACUAAAACAAUAGAAGUGAUAUUUUCGAAUUCUUCAAAGAACUCAUUAAGGAAAAGGUAAAGUUCGAAAAGGCAGAGCAAGAUAGAAACGAUUUUGAAUUGUAUAUGGAAUUAUAUGAAAGAUAUUUAGAACUUAAAUCUAAAGCUGAAAAUAUUCUAAGUAGGAAAGGAAAUGAUAAAUUUACUAACGAAUUAACAAAGACUAAAAAUACCUUUUUAUCAAAGUAUUCAAAUACAUACAAUAGAGAGUCAGCUAAAAAAGAAAAGGAAUCUUACAGAAAAUAAUUGGAAAAGUAAAAGCAAGAGAUGUAAUCAUACUUAGAAAGUAGUCCUCUUCAUAGUAGACCACCAAGCGAUGGUAGCGGAUUUGGCAGCAAUGGAAGCUUAUAGUCUCCAUUAUCAGGCGAAAUCAAUGUAGAAUUGCAAAAAUUCUGA